AUGGCUACUCAGUACGAAGUCGAACACAAUGUCAAGUUUGCUGAAGGCCGCCGCUCAGGCCGUCGCGUAGACAUGUCGUCAUUCUUCUCCCUCCUCGAUCAGAUCGCCGAACCUUCAGGCGACCAGACUCCUCAUCACAACCCACACGCCACGCCCACCCCCGUCGACACGGCUGCUCUCUUCCGCCUCCUCCAGGAACAGCUCCACCAGCUGCACACAACUUCUCCUACAGACGAUAACCGAGACUUUCUAGAGUCUCUGAUAAUGAAUCUCGAAGAUGAUAUCAACGAUCCCCCCACUCGCUUGCAUGGCGUGUCACAAGAGUUCGUUGAUUCAAUCGACCGUGUCAACCGCAAAACCCUCAAGAAAGACGACGACUGCGCCAUCUGUAAGGUGCCCUAUUUAGAAGACGAGUAUUGUCUCGUUGUUGAGCUCCCAUGUAAAGGAGGUCAUCGAUUUGAUCUCGAGUGCGUCGGGCCUUGGUUACGCAGCAAGGGUACAUGUCCCAUGUGCCGUCAAGACUUAGGGAAGAAGAAGGAGAUUCCUGUCGUGCAGGAUGAAGACGAGGAGGAGGACGGCGACAUGAUGUACGCCUAG
Fusarium fujikuroi IMI 58289 is the source of this 597-nucleotide messenger RNA. RefSeq lists its product as uncharacterized. The transcript has 2 exons. The record is from RefSeq and is a predicted model, not a curated record. Bases 1 to 597 code for a protein of 198 amino acids. NCBI's taxonomy places the organism in Eukaryota, Fungi, Ascomycota, Sordariomycetes, Hypocreales, Nectriaceae.